AUGGUUGAAGAAGAAAACCAUCAUGAGCGUCACAAACGCGACUUUGGAAUCAUACCAAUACCUGCACACUUGAUACACAAUCCGUCGGUCCCUUUUCACUUUGGGCUAACGUUGAACAUCGCAUUUGGCGUGACAUGCACAUUUGUUGUCGCCAACUUGUAUUACUGCCAGCCGCUUCUGAUCGAACUUUCAAAAUCUUUCAACGUAACUUACAGCGAAGUUUCGAGAAUACCAACGCUAAUUCAAGCUGGAUAUGCAACUGGCCUCGUCUUCAUAACACCUCUGGGUGACCUUGUUCGCCGACGACAGCUGAUUCUCAUCCUUCUAUCGGUAUCCACAUGUUUGACCAUACCCCUUGCCGUAACGAAGAAUCUCCUCGUGUUCGAAAUAUUCUCAUUCUUCAUCGGAGUAUCGACCGUUACUCCCCAGGUCCUCAUCCCCCUGGCAGCAGACCUCUCCCCAGCGAAGCGACGCGCCACAGCCAUCUCCAUUGUCCUCUCUGGACUUAUCCUUGGGGUGCUCAUUGCUCGUGUCAUUUCUGGCAUCAUUGCUCAAUACACCUCAUGGAGAGUUGUGUAUUACGUCUCCCUUGGGAUGCAAAGUCUCGUCCUCGUCGGCGGGUACCUCAUGUUGCCUGAUUAUCCUGCAAAAAACACUAGCCUCACAUACUGGCACAUCCUUUAUACAAUGGGAAGGUUCUGCAUCACGGAACCCUUGCUCAUUCAGGCGUGUCUGAUUGAAAUGGCCGUCAGCGCUUGUUUCAGCAACUUCUGGAUUACCCUGACGUUCCUGCUUGGAGGGGAUCCGUACAACUAUUCUACUUUAGUCAUAGGUCUCUUCGGGCUCGUCGGGAUCUUUGGUGUAGCGAUGGGACCUCUUGUAGGACGAGCGGUAGACAAGUUGGUUCCUUGGUAUGCAACCCUCUUGGCGAUACUCUGCUUGAUGUGUUUUCUCGCGAUCCAAGUGGGCGCGGGUGGCAUACACAUUGCAGCGGUUAUCUUCGCGACAUUUGGGCUAGAUGUAUUUGACAAUAUGAUUCAAAUAUCUCUGGCAACAGCCAUUUUCAGCAUCGAACCCGAAGCCCGAGCAAGGUUGAACGCUGUGUUUAUCUUUUCGUUGUUCCUGGGUCAAGUCAUGGGUACAUCAGCGGGGACGAAAGUGUUUGUUAGAUAUGGAUGGCGUGCAGGGGCAGCGCUGUCUCUGGGAUGGGCUGGCUGGCAGCUUUUUGUUUUGCUGCUUCGCGGACCUCAUUGCGAGUGCAGAACGUGGUUCGGAUAUGAGGGUGGUAUCGAGGCGCGUAAGGGUAAGUUGAAGGAAGAGCUCAACGACAUUGAUAUAGGUAAAGUUGAAGUUUCUUGA
Desarmillaria tabescens is the source of this 1359-nucleotide messenger RNA. RefSeq names its product MFS superfamily. The transcript is spliced from 8 exons. NCBI's taxonomy places the organism in Eukaryota, Fungi, Basidiomycota, Agaricomycetes, Agaricales, Physalacriaceae. Gene Ontology annotation, molecular function: transmembrane transporter activity. The coding region runs from base 1 to 1359 and encodes 452 amino acids. Gene Ontology annotation, biological process: transmembrane transport. The record is from RefSeq and is a predicted model, not a curated record.